This is a messenger RNA of Vanrija pseudolonga, 3076 nucleotides long. It is a transcript of the gene WDR75, whose product is annotated as WD repeat-containing protein 75. The transcript is spliced from 4 exons. Lineage: Eukaryota; Fungi; Basidiomycota; Tremellomycetes; Trichosporonales; Trichosporonaceae. Gene Ontology annotation, molecular function: RNA binding; protein binding. The record is from RefSeq and is a predicted model, not a curated record. The coding region runs from base 28 to 3018 and encodes 996 amino acids. Gene Ontology annotation, biological process: positive regulation of transcription by RNA polymerase I; positive regulation of rRNA processing. Gene Ontology annotation, cellular component: nucleolus.
CUUCUCUUUCACAAACUUCACCCAGAAAUGGGAGAGUUGCUCACAGUCGCCAAGCCGGCGCGCGUUCGACGAAGGACAAAGGCCCCACUCUCGGACAGUGCGGCCGCAGCCCAAGGCGCGAAUGGGGCUUCCUCGUCGACACCAAAAGCUGGGCCAUCGCGCUCAUCAAAACGUGCCGCCGGCCCGUCGUGGGACGUGAUCCCCAUCGCACGGAGUGAAGUUUCCUCUGUCCCUCCAGUAUGGUCGAACGAUGGUCGCUUCUACUUUGCCGCGUCGUCCACCGGCGUAGCGGUCCACUCCUCCGAGGCGCCAAACUUUAAGCGCCUCUCCACCCUCUCUUCCACCGACCGCAAUGGCCACACCAAGCCCAUCACGGCGCUCAUUCUCCACCCUACCAACCAGCUCCAGUUGAUAACGGCCUCGCUCGAUGGUACCAUUAAAAUUUGGGACUGGGUCGAGGGGCGCCACAUCCGCACUAUCCGGCUCGUGGAGGACUCCUCGAUCAGCCAGAUCAGUGUCGGGCAGGUCGGCGAGAAGUGGUGGAUCUUUGCGACCGUCACCAACGCCAAGAGCGGCAAGAAGCCCAAGGACGACGACUCGCAUCUCCAGCACCGUGUGCUCCGAGUUCAGCUCGCUCCCGUCACACGGCCAGCCUCGGCGACUGAAAAUUGGUGCCACCCCCAUACUAUCGUGGGUAAGCUUCGUGCCGAGCCCAAGACUUUGAUGAUGUCUCCUCGCGGAACAUAUCUCGUCGCCCUCGCGGGUACCAAGGCCUACGUGUACCGGUUGCCAAAGGACCCAGCCGAGGACCACUGGCGCGCAAACUGUGUCAAGUUUGUCUCGGACCAAGAGUUCACCUGCGGCGCAUUCGCCCCCGAUCGCAAGGCUGGCUCGAAGCAAGAGGAGUGGUUCGCUACCGGUGACCGCCGUGGUAUUAUCCGACUGUGGCACGGCCUCGGCCAAGCUUUCCGCCAGCUCGACGCUGCUGCUGCUGCGGACGAGUCUGCCGACAAGCCCGUGUACGCGGAAACGGAGAAGCGUCUCCCCACAACAUCACUGCAUUGGCACGCGCACGCUGUCGCAGCCCUCACGUUCAGCUCUGGCGGCGCCCAGAUCCUCUCGGUCGGUGAGGAGAGCGUGUUGGUCCAGUGGCACCUUGCCUCCGGCAAGCGCGAGUACAUCCCCCGCCUCGGCGGCCGGCCACUACUUAGCGUUACCGUCAGGCAAGGGUCUCGUGGUGUCGAGGACGAGUACUGGAUGGGCCUCGCCGACGGCUCGGUCAUCCGUGUCGGUGCUGCCACUGGCCAGGUCUCGCCUGUCGGCCAGGGCGUCCGUCUCGACCCCCUCCGCCCAACAACAUCUGGACCGUACCCCCUCGCCGUCCACCCCUCGACCAAGGCAUUGGUUGUUCCCUCCUCCUACCCCUCGACAUUGCAGUUCAUCGACCCAUUAGCAUCAUCGGUGCUGUUCGAUCUCGAAGUGGCCCCCUCGAACCGUGUGUCGAAGCGCGACGACAAGCAGCUUUCGCCGAUUGCCGUUGAGCAGGUUGCCUUUUCUCCUGCUCGCGAUGGCCGGUCAGAGUGGAUGGCCACGGUGGAAGGACGCAAGCGUGACGAGGACGAGGGUGGCGGUUUUGUCCAGACCCUCAAGUUUUGGCGCUGGAACGGCGAGCGGUACAUUGUCAACACUCAGUACCCUCGUCCCCACGGCUCGGAGACCAUUGCUUCGCUGUCGUUCAGCGCGUUGGGACCCGACCAGGAGCCUCUGGCGUUGACUGCUAGCUCGUCUGGCACUGUCAAGAUCUGGCACCCCCGACAGACCAAGAAGAGCGACAAUGGAAAAUCUUCCAAGAAGCCUGCCAUUACAGACUUGUACUGGACGUCGCGCUCAACGUUCAAGUACCGCUCGCUUGGUGUGUCUUCGGCGGUCUUCUCUCCCGACGGCACCCUCGUUGCGCUAGCCCACGGCUUUGUUGUCAGCUUGUGGGACACGGAGAGCAACGUGCUUGUGCGCACGCUCGAGUCGGCGGUCGUUGCCAAGAAGGUGGCUUUCGCCGGCAGCGAGGGCCGUUACCUCGUGGCCACCGGCGCGCCGAAGGGCGUGACUGUUUGGGACCUGUUGUCGUGCGAGGCAGUGCACUCCAAUGUCAACCAACUGGUUGAAGUGCUCCUCGGUCUGCCAACGGGCUACGCCAUCGCGCACGGCACAGGGACGGACACGGACGUGACGACGCUGGCGUUCUUUGGCCCCAACUCCGCUCCCCAGCAGACGAUCCACUUGAAGUCCAAGUUUGCGGCGAUCGCUGCGCUGCCUUCGGCCAACCACCACUUGGUCGGCAUUGCGACGACUGGCGAGAUCUACCGCUUCGGCUACCAGCAGGCGUCGGCGGCGCCAGCGGCCCGCGCCAUCUCUGCUGCUCCGGGCUCGCGCGCCACUUCCAUCUGGCAGGAGAUGUUUGGCAAGGACGCAUUCUUGGACGACCUCGACGACAAGGCCGAGCCCGAGCAGGAGGCGGUCGCCGUCUCGGCUCUGCAGCGCCGUGCUGCUGGCCACCCGGCUCAGGUGUUUGACGGCCCAAGUCAUACCCUUCCGCCAGUGGGCAUGCUGUUCGACGCCUUCAUGGACGAGCUGCUGGGGUCGAGGGGCGAGGAGGAGACGCAGGCCACGGCCGAGGUCAUCGAGUACGACGUUGCGCCUACGAUUGGCGCUGCGCCGAUGGUGUUCGACUCGGACGCCAUCAGGAACGUGCGGGAUGUCGACGUUGCCGAGCUCGAGGUCUACUUCCGGGACCUGCUUGCGUCGGCACCGGCCAAGCCCAAGGCGGCGGCAGCGGCGGGCCUGGGCAAGGCGAAGGCGAGGCCGAACGGUGUUCCUGUGGCUGGGCGUUCCGUGUCGACGCCAGUCAAGGCGUCGAGCAAGGUGGCCAAGAGCAGCCCUGGGACACCGGACGAGCCAGAGGUGGUCGAUGGGAAGCGGAGGAGCAAGAAGCGCAAGGCGCCGCGCAUGAGCGAAGUGUAAGAGAAGUGCAUUGUUGCGUAUCAUUAGUAGUAUUAUGCAUUAUAGCAUCUUGUUAGCG